CGUUCAACAUUUGUGCAGUGCAGACGACAGUCCCGUCCAGUCACAGAUUUUCAUUCAUCAAUAAAGAGCCAGCAGUAACAGGAAGAGAAAGAGCAAGAGGAAAAGAGCAGUGACAGGAAAAGAAAGACUGGCAACAGUGACAGAAGGAGAACAAGCCGAAGGAGAGCAGCAUUCAUAAGUGCAUAAGCAGAGGAGAGAGGAGGAGAACACAACCAGGAUGGAGCGACUGUUGACCAUGUUCGAGGAGGCGGAUCCCUUCUCCACGUGGUGGCCCACGAUAGCGGCCCUCGCGGUGGGCCUCGUGAUUACAGUGCGGACCAUAAUGAGCGGCCAACGAUGUCCCAACGAUAAUCAAAUCAAGGAACAAAUUGUCGUCGUCACUGGAGGGAACAGCGGCAUCGGUUACGAGAUAGCCCAGGCCCUAGCCGGUCGCGGGGGUCGCAUAAUCCUCGCCUGUCGCAACAUGAAGGCCGCCGAGCGGGCCGCCGCCAUCAUCAAGCGGGAGCUUGGCUGUCGCACCCCCUGCUUUCCGGACGACGACACAAAUCCGGCGGACCGCUACUUUGUGGAGGCCCGCUAUCUGGACCUCAACUCGUUCAGGAGUGUCCACCACUUCGCUGGCCAGCUGAUGGCCGACUUCGACCGCGUCGAUGUGCUGGUCAACAAUGCCGGCCUGGUCUUCGCCAACACCCACUUGCCCACUCCGGACGGCUUUGAGCAGCACAGCCAGGUGAACUAUCUGGCUCCGUUUCUGCUGACGCAGCUGCUGUUGCCCCACCUGCAGCGCUCGGAGCAGGGACGCAUUGUGUUCGUCUCGGCCCACGCCCACCAGUCGGCCAAAAUCGAUUUCGAUGAUCCCCUCAAUGUGGGCACGUGGGCGGUGAAGUUCCAUGCCCGCGAUGCCUUUGCCCACUCAAAGCUGGCCAUUCUGCUGGCCACGCGCUGGCUGGCCAGGGAGCUCAAAGGUACCUCGGUCACGGUCAACUGCUGCACGCCCGGACUCGUGCGCGGCACGCGCCACUUUCGCAACUCGCCUCUGAUGUCGUCCAUCUGUGUGAGAGUGGUCACCUUCCCGUGGAUGUGGAUCUUCAUGAAGAACCCGUACGAGGGCGCCCAGUGUGCCAUCCGGCUGGCCACGGAUCCACAGCUGAAGCAAGUCACCGGCGAGUACUUCAAUGACUGCGAAAUUGCGACAAGUUCGGAGGCUGGCCAGGACAAGGAGCUGGCCAAGAAAUUGUAUAUGCAAACCAUAAAAACACUCGAGAGCGUUACCAAACUAACAGUCGACAGGGAGGCGUACGCGGUGGAGCUAGAGCCGGAGCCAGAGCUGAGGCUGGAAACAGCCCCGGAAACGGAAACGAACCAGGCGGAGGACAUGGAGAUGGAGGAGUUGGAGCUGGAAAUGGAAAUGGGGAAGGAGGAGCAGCAGCCGUUGGAGUGAUUUAUGCCUGGCACGCGGCCCGUCGUCUUCGGAGACUGCCACUGCAACGUCUAUUUGCAUUUGGUUUAACAAUUGCCGCAUUAGGCAGCAGCCCAGACUCUGGCCACUUAGGAGAGACUUUUUAUGGGUCUGCAAUUGCAACGGCAACUGCCACCGAAACUAAAGCUAAAGCCAAACCC
Messenger RNA from Drosophila obscura, 1620 nucleotides. Its product is annotated as retinol dehydrogenase 13. The record is from RefSeq and is a predicted model, not a curated record. The transcript has 5 exons. Lineage: Eukaryota; Metazoa; Arthropoda; Insecta; Diptera; Drosophilidae. The coding region runs from base 218 to 1441 and encodes 407 amino acids.